AUGGAUAUCGGGAAGUAUUCUCACAUUACUCCAGUACUCUAUGAGUUACACUGGUUACCAGUUCGGCGAGGAGAAGUAGAUUCUCAUCUUCAAGAUUUCAUGAAAAUCCAUCUUGAUUUGGCUUGUGUGAAGUUACGUAUAACAGAGGAUAAGUUAGAGAAAACCCAAGAUACAUUGAAUGACACAAAAAGGACUACAAAGAAUCUGGUUGAGAAAGUCGAGACACUUCAGAAUCGGCUUGAAGCGAAAACAUUCAGCACGGUGAUGGCGAAAAGUGAAUCUGCCCUUUAUCGUCUUAAGUUUGUUUGGAAGGUUAGCAAUUUUAGUGACAUAAUGAGACAAGCGAAGGCAGAAGUACAAAGGACAUUUGAAAGUGAUCCAUUCUACACCGAAAACUAUGGCUACAGACUAAAAUUGAGAAUUCACCCUAAUGGCGCUAGAACUGGUUUGAACUCUCACUUAUCGGUGUUCCUUAUUAUAAUGAAGGGUGAAUAUGAUGCCUUAUUGCCCUGGCCUUUCAAGAGAAAAGUAAGGUUUACACUGAUUGAUCAACAAGAAGAUCCAGAACAACGAAAUAAGGUUUCUACGAUGAGGAGUAAUACCAAGUCUCGAGAAAAUUAUGAAAGACCAACCAAUAGAGAAGAAAAUGUUGGGCGCGGUUUAAAUAGAUUUAUAUCUCACGAGGAGCUUUAUUCAAGGAGAUACGUUGAAAAUGAUAUACUGUUUCUUCAGUUUGAAAUUGGCCCGGUUGUCAGUCGGGCUAAAAAAUACACUCUUCUUUCAGAAAGUGACGAAUCUGACGGACAGACUCUCUGA
This is a messenger RNA of Stylophora pistillata, 816 nucleotides long. Its product is annotated as TNF receptor-associated factor 5-like. Gene Ontology annotation, molecular function: ubiquitin protein ligase binding; tumor necrosis factor receptor binding; zinc ion binding. Gene Ontology annotation, biological process: signal transduction; regulation of apoptotic process; regulation of canonical NF-kappaB signal transduction. Gene Ontology annotation, cellular component: plasma membrane signaling receptor complex. Lineage: Eukaryota; Metazoa; Cnidaria; Anthozoa; Scleractinia; Pocilloporidae. The record is from RefSeq and is a predicted model, not a curated record.